Puma concolor (puma) is the source of this 2892-nucleotide messenger RNA. It is a transcript of the gene VPS50, whose product is annotated as VPS50 subunit of EARP/GARPII complex. Gene Ontology annotation, biological process: retrograde transport, endosome to Golgi; endocytic recycling. Gene Ontology annotation, molecular function: SNARE binding. Gene Ontology annotation, cellular component: EARP complex. NCBI's taxonomy places the organism in Eukaryota, Metazoa, Chordata, Mammalia, Carnivora, Felidae. The record is from RefSeq and is a predicted model, not a curated record.
AUGCAAAAAAUCAAAUCUCUUAUGACCCGACAGGGUCUGAAAAGCCCUCCGGAGAACCUUAGUGAUCUUGGUGCCAUUGAGAGUCUCCGGGUCCCUGGAAAGGAGGAAUUCCGAGAACUUCGAGAACAGCCUAGUGACCCUCAAGCUGAACAAGAACUAAUUAAUAGUAUUGAACAAGUAUAUUUUUCUACGGACUCAUUUGAUAUUGUUAAAUAUGAGCUGGAGAAGCUCCCUCCUAUUCUCAAUUUGCAAGAAUUAGAGGAGUACAGAGACAAAUUGAAACAACAACAAGCUGCAGUCUCUAAAAAAGUAGCAGAUUUAAUCCUUGAAAAACAGCCUGCUUAUGUAAAGGAACUUGAAAGAGUUACCUCAUUACAGACAGGUCUUCAGUUAGCUGCUGUCAUCUGCACAAAUGGGAGAAGACACUUGAAUAUUGCCAAGGAAGGUUUUACUCAAGCUAGUUUAGGCCUUCUUGCAAAUCAAAGGAAACGUCAGUUGCUGAUUGGACUUCUGAAAUCUCUGAGAACCAUAAAAACAUUGCAAAGAACAGAUGUGCGCUUAAGUGAAAUGCUAGAGGAGGAAGACUAUCCAGGAGCUAUUCAGUUGUGCCUGGAAUGUCAGAAAGCCGCCAGCACUUUUAAACAUUAUAGUUGCAUAAGUGAAUUGAAUUCAAAGCUUCAAGAUACUUUAGAACAAAUUGAGGAGCAGUUGGAUGUAGCUCUUUCCAAAAUCUGCAAGAAUUUUGACAUUAACCAUUACACCAAGGUUCAGCAAGCUUAUCGACUUCUUGGAAAAACACAGACAGCAAUGGAUCAACUUCACAUGCACUUCACUCAAGCCAUUCAUAAUACUGUGUUUCAAGUUGUUCUUGGUUAUGUGGAACUAUGUUCAGGAAACACAGAUACAAAAUUCCAAAAGCUGCAAUAUAAGGAUCUCUGUACACAUGUUACCCCAGACAGCUAUAUUCCAUGCCUUGCAGACCUGUGCAAAGCACUGUGGGAAGUUAUGCUCAGCUAUUACAGGACUAUGGAAUGGCAUGAAAAGCACGACAAUGAGGAUACUACUUCUGCUGCUGAAGGGAGUAAUAUGGGUACUGAAGAAACUAAUUUUGAUCGUGGCUACAUAAAAAAGAAAUUGGAACAUGGACUUACACGAAUAUGGCAGGAUGUUCAACUAAAAGUAAAAACCUACUUGCUUGGAACAGAUUUGUCUAUAUUUAAAUAUGAUGAUUUCAUCUUUGUUUUGGAUAUAAUCAGCAGGUUGAUGCAAGUUGGAGAAGAAUUUUGUGGUAGCAAAUCUGAAGUUUUGCAAGAGUCCAUCAGAAAACAAAGCGUCAAUUAUUUUAAGAACUACCAUAGGACACGGCUUGAUGAAUUGAGGAUGUUUCUAGAGAAUGAGACCUGGGAGCUUUGUCCUGUUAAGUCAAAUUUCAGCAUUUUGCAACUUCACGAAUUUAAAUUCAUGGAACAGUCUCGUUCCCCAUCAGUUUCACCUAGUAAGCAGCCAGCCUCAACUUCUUCAAAAACAGUGACCUUGUUUGAGCAGUACUGUAGUGAUGGGAAUCCAUUUGAAAUUCAGGCCAACCAUAAAGAUGAAGAAACAGAAGAUGUCCUGGCUUCUAAUGGGUAUGAAUCUGAUGAACAAGAAAAAAGUGCCUAUCAGGAGUAUGACAGUGACAGUGAUGUUCCUGAGGAGCUAAAACGAGAUUAUGUGGAUGAACAGACAGGUGAUGCACCUGUGAAAAGCGUUUCUAGGGAAACUUUAAAAAGCAGGAAGAAAUCAGAUUACAGUCUAAAUAAAGUGAAUGCACCCAUCUUAACAAAUACAACACUGAAUGUAAUAAGACUUGUUGGUAAAUAUAUGCAGAUGAUGAACAUUCUUAAGCCAAUUGCCUUUGAUGUUAUCCAUUUCAUGUCUCAGCUAUUUGAUUAUUACUUGUAUGCAAUAUAUACCUUUUUUGGUCGAAAUGAUUCACUGGAAUCAACAGGACUAGGCCUUAGUAGUAGUAGACUAAGAACAACUCUUAACAGAAUACAAGAAAGCCUUAUCGAUAUGGAAGUUUCAGCAGAUCCUACUGGCACACUCACAGCAGCAGAAGAGAGAAAGGAGAAGGUACCAAGCCCACACCUUAGUCACCUAGUGGUUUUGACAUCUGGGGAUACAUUAUAUGGGUUGGCAGAAAGAGUGGUCGCCACAGAAUCCUUGGUAUUUUUGGCUGAACAGUUUGAGUUCCUUCAACCCCAUCUGGAUGCUGUGAUGCCUGCAGUCAAAAAGCCCUUUCUUCAGCAGUUUUAUUCACAGACAGUCUCAACUGCCAGUGAACUACGCAAGCCAAUUUAUUGGAUUGUAGCUGGUAAAGCUAUUGAUUAUGAACAGAUGCUGCUCCUAAUGGCUAAUGUGAAGUGGGAUGUGAAAGAAAUUAUGUCACAGCACAACAUAUAUGUAGAUGCCCUGCUGAAGGAAUUUGAGCAGUUUAACAGGAGGUUAAACGAGGUUUCUAAGAGAGUUCGGAUACCCCUACCUGUGUCUAAUAUACUUUGGGAACACUGUAUACGGCUGGCUAAUAGAACUAUUGUGGAAGGAUAUGCCAACGUCAAGAAGUGCAGUAAUGAGGGUCGUGCCUUGAUGCAAUUGGAUUUUCAACAGUUUUUAAUGAAACUUGAAAAACUAACAGAUAUCAGACCCAUUCCUGAUAAAGAAUUUGUGGAAACCUAUAUUAAAGCCUACUAUCUAACCGAGAAUGACAUGGAACGCUGGAUCAAAGAGCACAGGGAGUACUCAACGAAGCAGCUUACCAAUCUGGUAAAUGUUUGCCUGGGAUCCCAUAUCAAUAAGAAAGCAAGACAAAAACUUCUAGCUGCUAUAGAUGAUAUAGACAGACCCAAAAGAUAA